AAUGGCAGACCCAAGAGGUUGUUCCAGUUCUUGACAUACCUAUAUCUGGGAUCAUGGAUUUGCUCAAAUUUACCCUGCAAACUUUAUUCAAAAAAUAAUAUUUGCCUCUUACGGUUUGAUUUAUUCACUGGUUGCAAUAAUGGCCAGCAAAAGGAAAUCUACAACACCUUGCAUGAUACCAGCAAAAAUAUUGGCACCACAGAAAUCCACUUCUGUUGGAGUAAAUCAUGAAGGAACUCAUCAAACAUUUGUUCCCAGUUCUCUGCCUAAUUGUGAUACCACUAUUAUUAAUCACGGUUGUGGGACCUUGUCCAAUGGAUACAAUGGAAUUAUAGACAACACUUCUUAUAGAUGUACAAGUUGCAAUUUCUCUAGUCAAGAAAUUAAUCAGUUCCUUAGUCACCUUGAUUCUGACCACAUAGACUUUAGUAAAGACCCUUCCUUUUUGUGUGUGAAAUGCAAUUUCUUGGUAAAGAGCCAUGAUGAUCUUUCUCAUCACAAUGCAGAGCACCAUGUUGGAGAAACAAACUUAAUCUGGAAUGUAGUGAAACAAGCUAACCACAUGAUUGUGGAACAGACUACUGGAAAUAUCACCAGUGGUAGUCAGGACCACUUGGGGGAUAUUCCUGAGGAAAAUCAGGAUAGUCAAGCUGAAAUUAUUAUUACCAAAACGCCCAUUAUGAAGAUAAUGAAAACAAAACCAGAAGUUAAAAAAAUUCACACACUGAAAGAAAAUAUAUCUGGUAAAUCAAUCAGGGAUGUAGAGACAAAAGGUGAGCUGUCAUUUACCAAUGGAUCAGUGCCGGUUAGCCAAUCUGUCAAAUCAACCUCUGUUGUCAAUGGGUCAGUAGUUGGAAAUGUACCUGUUUUACAAGCAGGCAUAACCCAACUUGUGCAACUGCAACAGCAAGCACAAGUUCACCAGCACCUGCCAACAUCAAAAUCCCUCCCUAAGGUAAUGAUUCCCUUGAGUAGUAUUCCAACUUACAAUGCAGCAAUGGAUUCUAACAGUUUUCUUAAAAACUCUUUUCAUAAGUUUCCUUACCCUACCAAAGCUGAACUUUGCUACUUGACUGUUGUGACCAAGUAUCCAGAGGAGCAGCUGAAAAUUUGGUUUACAGCCCAGAGGUUGAAACAGGGUAUUAGCUGGUCACCUGAGGAGAUAGAAGAUGCACGGAAAAAAAUGUUUAACACUGUGAUUCAGUCUGUUCCCCAAUCCACUAUUACAGUGUUGAAUACACCUUUAGUUGCAAGUCCUAGUAGUGUUCAUCAUCUCAUUCAGGCCAGUUUGCCUGGUCAUUCAGUUGGAAAGCCUGAAGGAGCAAGUGGUAUGCUGGUCACCCAACCAAUAAUAACUAAUGGACUUCAGGGAACAACUUCAUCUCAUGCAAUAGCUGUAAACUCCAUUCCAAAGACCCAGAUAGCUAAGCCUCCAACCACUGUGUCAGUUUCCAGUAUUGCAUCAACUGUGAAGGUAGGUAGUGCUGCUCAAUCACAAUUUUCUGCUUGCCCAAACAUCUCUUCACAAGCAUUCUUGGAUCCUAACUUAUUGAAAAAUAAGAAGUCUUAUGAACAGUUGUCUGCACUGAAAGAUAGUUUCUGUAAGAAUCAGUUCCCUGGCCAAACUGAAGUUGAGCGUCUGACAAAAAUGACAGGACUUAGCAUCAGGGAUGUUCGAAAGUGGUUUAGUGAUAGGAGGUAUCACUAUAGAAAUAUAAGAGGCAACAAAUAUGUGCUCGGUGGGGAUAGCACAAUAAUAAUAGACUCUGUACCCGAAAUUACCUUUACCACUUUGCCAAAAACAACCACAGAGUUAACUUCCACAUCAGCAGCAACACCUGUUCACACACCAGCACGUCGGCAAUCCUGGCACCAGACCCCUGAUUUCUCCACUGCAAAAUAUAAGGAGAGGGCCCCAGAACAACUCAGAGCUUUGGAAAGCAGCUUUGCACAAAAUCCCUUCCCUUUAGAGAAGGAAGUAGACCGUCUGAGAAGCGAAACUAAAAUGACAAGGAGAGAGAUUGACAGCUGGUUCUCAGAGCAAAGGAAAAGACAAGCGGACAAAAAAAGAAAACGACCAGCGGACGAGGAUGCUGAGGAAGAGUCCAUAGAAGAGGAGGAGGAUUUGGAUGACUUCAGAGCGUCAAGUGAAAAUGGUUCCCUGGAUGAAGCUGGGAGUUCUCAAAUACCAGGUGAACGUAAAGUGACCCCAAUAAAAAUCAACCUUAGAAACUUUAAGGUGACAGAAUCAGAAGGGAAAAGUGAGUUGGCAGCUUCGGGUGCCCAAGCAACAAGGGAGAAUUCUCCUAGCAGGGCACAGAAACCCAGGCUCAGCUUUAAAAAGACUGCUCAGCAGAGGCAUUUGCUUAAGCAAUUGUUUGUAAAGACACAACGUCCUACUAAUGAACAGUAUGACCAAAUAUGUUGUCAGACUGGACUUCCCAGGGUUGAAGUAAUUCGCUGGUUUGGAGACAGCCGCUAUGGUUUAAAAAAUGGAAAUCUGAGGUGGUAUGAAAACUACAAAAAAGGUAUUUUCCCCAAAGACCUAUCAAUUUCCAGCGAGGUCAGCCAGGAAGUCCUCCAAGACUAUUUUCAAAAGAACAAAGUUCUAUAUGAAGAUGAUCUCCAAGAUCUCUGUGAAAGAACUCAGAUGACCACCUCGCAGGUUAAAUUGUGGUUUGCUGAAAGGCUAGGGGAAGAAAGCAAAGGAUCUGAUGCAGGCAGUGAUAGUCAGUCCCCAAGUGUUGGUGAUCCAGCCAAUAGUCAAAAGGAAACUUACGAUACUUUUUCUGAAGUUUCUGAGAACAGUGAAUCUUGGGAACCUGGAGGUCAAGAUGGAAGCUCAGAAUUUGGAGAUACCGAAAGUCAUCUGCCUGCAAUACAUUCUGAAAUGGACUGAACCACCACUGCCUUCGCUUGAACAAUCGGCCAACUUUGCAAAAACCUAGCAGCUGUGGGUCACUCUGAAUCUUUGUUGAAGAUUGUAAUGCCAAGAUGUUCUUUACGUGAAGCACAAUUUGAAUUUGGAGGUCGCAGGGAAGACAUCAAUAGAGAAAACUGUAAGGUUCGGGUUGUGGGAAGUCUAGUAUUCUGUUUUAUGAUUUAGGAGAGUGUUCACCAGAUAUUUGCCUUCAGGCUUCAAUUAGUGGACACUGUCUUUUGAACUUCAUAUUCAUAUGGAACCAGCUUGUUAAUGCCAGCAACCAGCCUCUCUGCAUUGAAUCAUGCAUCUGAAAAAUUGUGUUAAACAUUCUUUUUUUAAUAGAAAUGAGCUAUCAUUUGUACAACAUAUUCUAAAUAUUUUCAGUGUUUGUUCUCUGAAUGCUCCAUCUUUGCAUUUACUGUAUUCUCUUUACAUUUUAAUCUCUAGAUUUUGCAGAUUUUGAAAGUACAGUAAAAACCUUGAUCUAACAGGCCUUUUGAGCAUAAACAGUGGCUGUUGAUAUCUGAAUUGAUGUAAUUUGUGAUGAUGGUUGGUACCUAAUUUGUCAUUUAGGUAAUCUGCGGUAUUGGAAAUGAUGUAAAUGCAAUCAUUUGCAGCAAAAUCGCCAUUCUGAAGGAUUGAAAUCACUUUCAAACUGAGAGCCAUUGAACUGAGAAUUUGCUAUACAGUUUGCAGUCUACAGUACUGGCCAAAA
Messenger RNA from Protobothrops mucrosquamatus (brown spotted pit viper), 3638 nucleotides. RefSeq names its product zinc fingers and homeoboxes 3 (gene ZHX3). Lineage: Eukaryota; Metazoa; Chordata; Lepidosauria; Squamata; Viperidae. The transcript is spliced from 2 exons. The coding region runs from base 140 to 2899 and encodes 919 amino acids. Gene Ontology annotation, biological process: regulation of transcription by RNA polymerase II. Gene Ontology annotation, cellular component: nucleus. The record is from RefSeq and is a predicted model, not a curated record. Gene Ontology annotation, molecular function: DNA-binding transcription factor activity, RNA polymerase II-specific; DNA binding.